This is a messenger RNA of Lecanosticta acicola, 351 nucleotides long. NCBI's taxonomy places the organism in Eukaryota, Fungi, Ascomycota, Dothideomycetes, Mycosphaerellales, Mycosphaerellaceae. The record is from the annotation of a GenBank genome assembly.
AUGAAUUCCUUAUUACCAAACGACUUCACCAGUCUCCCAAUCAUCAUCUCCGACUACGACGCAAUCGCCGAGACGAGGAAGCACAUCCAGCUUCCCACGGCGGGAAUCGAAAGAUCCCACAACGCUGCCAGUCCUACCACAUCCAGCAGUAGCAAUACCGACAGAGACAAAGACGCCGACAAGCAGACCGGGUUCAGCGAGUCUGUAGAGGAGAUAUGGGCCCGCAUCAGCGACGCAACGAAACGCAAGAUCCGCGAAGCAGCCAUUGAAGUCCUCCGCCGAACGGAACAGUCUCGCAUCGACGAGAAGAUGGCUUUCCAGUACGAUGACGAUGCUCGCUUUCUCGACUGA